AUGUUACUCAUGAUGUUAAAUUAAAUGUUUAAAUAAUAGUCUGAGUAUACUUCUGACUCAGAUGAACGAUUAACUUUUAUCUCUGGAUUUGAUGGAUCUGCAGGAGUAAGAUUAAAUCACUAAAACUAGAGCUUAUUUAUGGACUGAUUCAACAUACUAUUUAUAAGCUGCAAAACAAUUAGAACAUGGAUGGGAAUUACAAAAAUUGGAACCUGGUGCACUUACAUGUGUAGAAUAUGCAUAGUUAUGUUUAAAAUGAUAAACAAUAGGUUAUGAUCCUCUAUUGAUUAAUCAUUGUAUUAUUUUCUUAUUAUAUUAAGUGUUUAGAAAAUCAAGCACAACCUCAUUGUGGGAUGUAAAUCUUAAGGCAAUCAAUUAAAAUUUAAUAGAUUUAAUAUGAAAAAAUAAACCUUAAGAUUCACUAUCAGAAGUCAUUAUUAAUGAUUUGAAGUAUCAUCAAUAUCCAACAAAUAAAAAGAUUUCUUAAAUAUUUUAAAAUCUGUGAAUAGAAAAAAGCAAAAUCUAUUCUAAUUUUCAAAUUAGAAUUAAAUAACAUGGGUUUUAAAUUUAAGAUGAAAAGAUAUUAAAUUUAAUCCUUUAUUUAAGAGCUAUUUAUAUUUAAGAGAUGAUUAUUAAGAAAUAUUAUAUAUAAAUCCAGUUUAAGUAAAUGAGCAAGUGAAACAGUAUUUGACUGAUAAUAAAAUUAAAAUAAAACCUAUUUUAGAUGUAUUUAAUGAUAAUUUCAUCAAUUCAGUAGUAAAUCCUCUAGAAAUCAAUGAUAGAUUAAUAAAUUAGGUUGAAGAUCCAAUUUUUUUGAAUUUAGGUCCAAUAGAAUUGCUUAAAGCUAUAAAAAAUGAAAGAGAAAUAUAAGAAUUUAAGGAAUCACAAAUAAGAAAUGGUGCAGCAUUAGUCCAUUAUUUAUGAUGGCUUGAGAAAUACUUAUUAAAUGGUGAAGUGUUGGAUGAAUACUAAGCAGCUGAAGUAUUGGCUUAACAUCGUUUUAAAUAAAGCCAUAAUAUGGGAUUAUCAUUUGAUUCUAUUUCUAGCAGUGGAGCUAAUGCUGCUAUUGUUCAUUAUCAUCCAAUUGAGAAUAAUAAAUCUAAUAUAAAUCCUAAUCAUAUUUAUUUGAUUGAUUCAGGUGUUUAAUAUUUCGAUGGAACUAAUAAUGUGGCUAAAAACAUAUCAUUUCAAAAAAUCAACAAUAGAAGAAAAGAAUAUUUAUACAAGAGUACUUCUAGGCAAUUUAUAUAUAGAAAGAUUGAUAUGGCCUAAGAAAAUUAAGAUUCAUGGAAGAACUAUGGAUGUAUUAGCAAGAUGAUGGUAAUGGAAAGUUAAUUUAGAUUAUGGACAUGGUACUGGUAAUGGAGUAGGAUAUUGUUUAAAUUUUCAUAAAGGACCUCAUUGAAUUAAUAAAUAUAGAUCUGA
Molecule: messenger RNA, 1425 nt
Organism: Paramecium pentaurelia
Lineage: Eukaryota; Ciliophora; Oligohymenophorea; Peniculida; Parameciidae
Source: the annotation of a GenBank genome assembly